AUGCACCAAUACUACCUCCUUGCUCUCAUUCCCGCGGCUCUGGGCUGCCUGAAUAGCGACACGAACGCGUGUGCCAGCUACAUCAAGUCUAACGCCGCCGCUUCGACCUUCUGCGCGACCUUCACCAAGAGCACCGUGACUGCCACCACCGCUCUCCCCGCUUGGGCUACCAACUGCUCACAGAAGCCGAGUCUCAUCUCCGCUGAGUGUACUUGCGCUUACAGCGGUGCUGGUGGUAGCUCUCCGACCACCACAUUGAAGACCACUACUGCUGCAGGAGGCUCUACGCCCACCGGCGUUACUACCACUCUGCCCCAGUCCUCCGGGGCUACUUCUACCAGCAAGGCUAUCACUGUCUCCGCUGGACAGUCGUACGAUGGCGGCAUGAAGAAAUUUGAUCGCAGCCCCAAGGUUUGCGCUGAGCAGGACGAAACCGGUGAGGCUGAUGCCAUGUUUGUUCUUGAGGCUGGUGCCACUCUCUCGAACGUCAUCAUUGGGCCUGAUCAGGCAGAGGGUGUUCACUGCAAGGGAACCUGUAACAAUGUCUGGUGGUCUGAUGUUUGCGAGGAUGCUCUCACCCUCAAGCAGACCAGCGGAACCUCUUACGUCAACGGUGGUGGUGCCUUCAAGGCUGCGGACAAGAUUAUCCAAUUCAACGGAUUUGGAACUGUCUCGGUCAAGAACUUUUAUGCCAACGACUACGGAAAGGUCGUCCGAAGCUGUGGUAACUGCAGCGGCAAUGGGGGUGCACGCAACAUUAUCAUGAACAAUGUGAUUGCAAAGGAUGGCGGAGUCCUCUGCGGCAUCAACACCAACUACGGCGACACCUGCAAGGUCACCAGCUCAUGCCAAGAUGACAACAAGAUUUGUGAUAGGUACACGGGAAAUAACAGCGGCGCUGAGCCUACUAAGAUCGGCAGUGGCCCUGACGGCACUUACUGUGUCGCCACCAGCUUCACUACCGCUUGUUAA
Colletotrichum godetiae is the source of this 972-nucleotide messenger RNA. RefSeq names its product pectate lyase. The transcript has 6 exons. Bases 1 to 972 code for a protein of 323 amino acids. Gene Ontology annotation, cellular component: extracellular region. The record is from RefSeq and is a predicted model, not a curated record. Lineage: Eukaryota; Fungi; Ascomycota; Sordariomycetes; Glomerellales; Glomerellaceae. Gene Ontology annotation, biological process: pectin catabolic process. Gene Ontology annotation, molecular function: pectate lyase activity.